GUUUUCCAACGGCGCGUAUAGCAGAUUACGAUUGCAUCCUGUGCACUUUCUGGUGCCCUUCCGCACCAACAGACCGACCAGCCCGGAUUUAGGCCACAGGACUUUCGAUAAACAGACAAAGAAGGCAAAACUACGCAGAAGUCGAACAAAAACAAUGUCGGAAACAUACGAUUACCUGUUCAAGUUUCUGAUCAUCGGCAGUGCUGGCAGUGGCAAGAGUUGUCUGUUGCAUCACUUCAUCGAGAGCAAGUUCAAAGACGACAGCUCGCACACCAUUGGCGUGGAAUUUGGUUCCCGGAUCGUGAAUGUGGGUGGGAAAUCGGUGAAGCUACAGAUCUGGGACACGGCCGGUCAGGAGAGGUUCCGCUCGGUGACGAGAUCAUACUAUCGAGGCGCUGCCGGAGCUCUCCUCGUCUACGAUGCCACAUCGAGGGACUCCUUCAAUGCUCUGACAAACUGGCUGAAUGAUGCCCGCACCUUGGCUAGUCCAAACAUUGUGAUUUUGUUGGUGGGAAACAAAAAGGACCUGGAAGAGGCUCGCGAUGUGACCUUCCUCGAGGCUAGCACCUUUGCCCAGGAGAACGAGCUCAUCUUCUUGGAGACCAGCGCCAAGACUGGCGAGAACGUGGAGGAGGCCUUCCUUAAGUGCUCGAAGACCAUUUUGGCCAAAAUUGAGACCGGGGAGCUGGAUCCCGAGCGCAUAGGCAGCGGCAUUCAGUACGGCGGUGCAGCCCUGCGCAACUUGCAGACCCGACAGCGCAGCAUCAACAAACCGGAUUGCACCUGUCGCGUGUGAAGCGUGCGCUUGACGAACGUGCAAAUUAAUCUCUACAUUAUCUCAAACUCUGAAUGCGUCAGCUAAUCGUAUUCCACCUUAGUUGUAUCACCCGUACUUUUGUGUGUGUGUCGCACCAUGUUUUAGGUUCGUAAUUCGUUUUGCUAGAUUAAUCAUUCCAAAAUGUAAGCGCAUAGUGCGUCUUCGGUUCGUUUUAACCUAUGUACUCUUAACCAUCUUAAUUUCUUUUGAUAACGGAUAACUCCGAUUGUUACUUACUAUAAUUUGUAAUUCGCGAAGCACUAGGCCAGUCGGAUAAGGAUCGAUGGGAGUGGGCGAAGUAGAAUGCACUCGGCAUUUUCUUACUGUAAAUAAGAGGCGCUUUAAGUCGUUGACGACGUCGCCAAAUGUACAUCUAACGCAAAACCAUGCACGCGGUAAAUAAAAACGCUUAACCAAU
Drosophila serrata is the source of this 1235-nucleotide messenger RNA. RefSeq names its product RAS oncogene family member Rab4 (gene Rab4). The record is from RefSeq and is a predicted model, not a curated record. NCBI's taxonomy places the organism in Eukaryota, Metazoa, Arthropoda, Insecta, Diptera, Drosophilidae. Gene Ontology annotation, biological process: Rab protein signal transduction. Gene Ontology annotation, molecular function: GTPase activity; GTP binding.